AUGGACCCGGAAACCUCAAAUUAUGAAGGUUAGCUUUUUGUACUGUGGAGAAUAGUUUUUUUGAAAACUUUCGAAGAAGUAUUUUAUUUUUUGUUUUAAUAAAUUGAAAGUACAUAUUUAGGCCCCAAUGAGGAAGAGUAUUUGGGCCUGGCAGAGAAGCAAAACGAGAUGGUUGCCAUUUUACAAGAUCAGGUCGAAAUUUGUAGAGCUGAGCUGCGUGGUUUCAAUCGACAUUUCCUGGAAAAAGUGCUCUUUUUUAAAAAUUUGGACGAGUUCUUAGUUGCUCUUUGUUAAACUGGGAAAAUCUUGAGCUUUGUUUCUUUUUUCGUUGGUUGAACGCAUUACACUGAAUAUUAACGAUUGAGUAGCAGUUUACUAACAAAGUUGGAAAAAAUGUUAAAUUUACAGGUAAACGAGUGCGAAGAGUUGAAAAACGCGGUCGCAGAAUCGCAAAAGCUGCUUGAAGAGUCAAGAGCUGAAAUUUUGGUUCUGAAGGUUGUCUUUCGUUGUUUCUGUUUUGUAAUUUAUUAUAUAUUAUAUGCAUGUUUUUGUGUUUAUUCAUUUUGUGCUAUACGAAGUGGAAGUUGAUCUGUUUAUAUAGUUUUGGCAUAUCGCUUAACGGAGCAGGGGUUUGUUUAUUUCUAGGGGCGCUUUCACUGUAAUUUCAGGGGUUUUGGGUAAAAAUAAGGUUUUUUUACCACUCGAUAAAUAGGAAAAAGAUAUUUAGGAAUAUAAGGCGAAUGCGAGAAUUUUUUUCACAGUAAAGUUCAUUGCUGCAAACGAUGAGAAAAAGAGAAAUAUUUUUUUAUAAAAAAAUUAUACUUAAAUUUUUGUAAUAAAUAUGAGUUUUUUUCUUCGGAAAAAAACAAGUGAUAGUUUAAAUGCAAUUUUUCAGAAGGAAAACGAGGUUUUUGAAGAACAGCUACAAGCAUCGAAGGCCCAGAACGAUGAACGAAAAGAUUCUUCGCUCAGUUCCGUGACCAAAUUGCGAGAGAAAGUUCGCGAAGUACUGGGUUAUAUAGGAAAAACAAAUGAACGACUAAUAAUCUUCUUUUCUUUGCUUUUUCGGCUGUAAAAAUGCUCGCUGAGCUCAGAAAAUCUACCGUACGCAGUCCGAACUUGUCCGAAACAUUGAAAAUUUUCCUCAUAUUUAUUAUGUUCUUUAUAAAUUUUUUUUUUCCGAGAAAUUUCGCGAAUUUAGCUUGAAUUCGAACUUGAACGAGAACGGCGAACUUCCGCUUCGCUACGAUUGGACCUCGAAGCAAAUCAAGUGAACAACGAUGAGGUCCAAAACGCGCGAAUAUAUAAGAGAUCUUCAUUUUUCCAGUUAAAAAAUGAGCUGGAUCAAUCGCUGCGCAGUAAAAAGGCUACCGAAUCGAUGCUUCAGGCCAAACUUGAACUGACGACGAAACAGUGCGCCGAAUGGAGGGCCAAGUUCGAAGGUGAGUUUGGGAAGAAAUAAAAAUUGGUAAAUAAUGAAUCAUGGGUAUAAGAAUAUUUCAGUAUGAAUCUGAUAAGAUCCUCAAAUAUUUUUAUAUUUUGGAUAUAGCUUUAAGGACAUUUUUUCAGUUCUGACCUCACGGCAAGAUGAAAUAGUCAUGUCCUUGGAGAGCAGGUUGGAAGUUGCUGCUCAACGGGAUUCUCAUCUAGAAGAACAUGCAAAGUUUGAAAAUGAUAUGGUCAUCAAGAAAUUCUGUGUUUAGGGAGUUAACUGAAGAAAACUCGGCGAUCCGAAGGGAGAAGGCGGUUUUGGCUAGCCGUAUUUCGGCUCUUCUCGAAGAAAAUGCGAAACUCCGCUCCAAGGUAGUUUCAAAAAGAAAAAAGGGAAAAUUUGUCGGAAAUGUGUGAAAUAGAGAAAAGACUCUUUUUCCAUUUUUAUAAACUAAAAUACCACUGAUUGACUGGCUCAGUUUUUGGUACUGAAAAAAAUAUUUCCUUCAUUUUCAGGCCAUUCAAAGUGCAAGUUCAAAAACUGGCGGUCAUCCGAGGGAAAGCCAGUUGGAAUCUCGUAAUUUGAACAAAAUUCUAGAUUUCGAUAAGAUAAUUUUUUAGAACUUCAAAAGUUGGCCGCCGACCAAAGCCAUUUGAUUGCCGCGUUGAGAGAAGAAGCUCGACUUUUAACUGACCGAUUGGCUGAAGAAACGGUCGAUUCCAGGUUCAUUCCCAAGAUGAAUCGAAACACCUCAAGUAAAACAUUUGCAGACAGAAGAUCAAAACUUUGAAAAGGGAGAGAAAGGAACUCGAGUCUCGGUUGGAGAAUUUGCUGCGCGUUUGA
Messenger RNA from Caenorhabditis auriculariae, 2275 nucleotides. NCBI's taxonomy places the organism in Eukaryota, Metazoa, Nematoda, Chromadorea, Rhabditida, Rhabditidae. The record is from the annotation of a GenBank genome assembly.